Molecule: messenger RNA, 5745 nt
Organism: Syngnathus typhle (broad-nosed pipefish)
Lineage: Eukaryota; Metazoa; Chordata; Actinopteri; Syngnathiformes; Syngnathidae
Gene: pla2r1
Product: phospholipase A2 receptor 1
Exons: 31
Coding region: 63-4565 (1500 amino acids)
Molecular function (GO): signaling receptor activity
Source: RefSeq, a predicted model, not a curated record
CCGUCGGACGUGACGUUGGAGCCCCCCACUGAAACUCUAGAAAGUCCUCUGCAAAACUUUUGAUGGGAGUGAUUUGGGGGGAAAACGACGACGACGAACGAACAACAAGUUUACUGACUUCCAGAACUGGCUUCUCGGAAUGUUUAAACAUUUUAGACCUUGCAACCCGCCGUCGAAAUGUUCUCACGGUUGCUCCGCAGCAUGGACGUGGACGUGGUGACGGCUAUUUGUGUAACUUUAUUGUUGCUGAAAACUUGUGCGUAUUCCGCCCAGGAGGAAGAGGACGACGGCGUGAUUCUGGAGCAAGAAAAGCUCACAGAGUUUUACAGAAAGGGUCUUUUCAUCCUGGAGAGCAACCUUCUUCAACGCUGUGUCACAGUGGAACAUUCCAACCUGGUGCUCCGGGACUGUCGUCGUCCCACCCGCCGCAUGCUGUGGAACCCCUCGGAACUUUCCAAUGCGACAUGGACCUUCCCGUACUGUGGUGGCGCUGCAGAGGAAAUAUGCUGUACGGGGCGUCCCGGUGGAAGGUGGCUGUCGCUGGGAAUUUGGUGGUGGUGAAAAGAAACUCUUAUCAUGAGUGGAAAAGGUACAACACUCCGAGAGAGGGGCCCUGCUCAAAUCCAUAUGAAGAUAUCCACACCUUGUUGGGGAAUGCACACGGCAUGCCCUGUGCUUUCCCAUUUAAAUACAACAAUAAAUGGUACUCAGAGUGCACCACUGAGGGCCGUGAAGAUCAUCUUCCGUGGUGUUCGACCACCCCUAGAUAUGAUGAGGCUGAAAAAUGGGGAUUCUGUCCAGUGCAUGAUUACAGUUGUGAGCAUUUUUGGGAGUCCAACCAGGAGCUUCGUGCUUGCUACCAGUUCAACUUGUAUACCAUCCUGACCUGGAGUCAAGCAAUGCUAACAUGUCAGGCUCAGGGUGGAAAUCUGCUCAGCAUCACCAGCUUGGCAGAGCACAGGUACAUCAGAGAUCGGCUGAAUAGUGUUGGCGCAAUGGUCUGGAUUGGGCUCAACCACUUGAAGGACGGUCGGGGGUGGCAGUGGUCAGAUGGCGCACCUCUCUCAUUGGCUAAUUUUACCACAGCGCUGCCGGCCAGCCCUCUGGAAGACAACAGACAAUGUGGAGUGUACAACUCUGGCCCUGAAGGACUCUGGCAGAGUCUUUCCUGUGAGUCUGCUCUGCCUUACAUCUGCAAGAAGACGCCCAAUGACACGCUCAGAGCUGAGCCAUUCGAGAACUGGCAGUAUAUCCAAACAGUGUGUGAUGAUGGCUGGCUGCCUCAUAACGGUUACUGCUACCAGAUUCUGGCGCAUGCAGGAAGCUGGGAGGAGUCUUCUCAGGCAUGCCGCUCUCGCAAUGCCAACCUCAUCAGCCUUCACUCUCUCUCUGAAGUGGAGAUCCUGCACAGCCUUCUGGCUAACUAUUCUGGCGAGGCUUCAGCAAUGUGGAUCGGUCUCCGGAAACAAGCUUCAUCUGCUAGUGUAGAGUGGUCUGAUGGCUCGCCAGUAACUCUCACAAUGUGGCACCAGUAUCACCCUCCUCACAACCUAACUGGUGCAACUCUCUGUGCCAAGGCGGACAGGAAGGAAGGCGCCUGGGUUUUGGUUUCUUGUGAUGAGCAACUUCCAGCUGUGUGCAGAAUGGAGAAACAUCAGACAUUGGGGCAUGAACCUGGAACUUGGGAUGAAGGCUGCCCUGAGGGCUGGAAGCGUCAUGGUCACUCCUGUUACACAAUCACCAGCCAUGAGCAGACGCAUAAAGAUGCACGGAGUGGCUAUUACUGCAAUGCACCUCUGCUUACUGUGGAAAACAGAUUUGAGCAAGCAUUUGUCAACAGUUUGUUGAGUGCUAAUGGGGCCAACAGCAACAUGUCAUAUUGGAUUGGCCUUGUAGACUCAGGAGAGAGGGGAGAAUACAAAUGGCUUCAUCACAAUAGCUCCAAUCUGUCCCUCACCUUCACAAACUGGAACAAACACCAGCCAGUCAGUGCCAAUGGCUGUGUUGCGAUGUCAGGUGGCUCUGCUCUAGGCCACUGGGAGGUGAAAGACUGCAAUUCCCACAAGGCCUUGUCAGUAUGUAAGCAGAGCAUCAGCAACUACCAAGAAGGCGAGCUGCUACCUGUAGCCCACAUCGAUGCCUUCAGCGCCUGUCCUCCAGGAUGGGAAUCACAGCCUGGUCUCCUCUAUUGUUUUAAAGUGUUUCAUGAUGAAAAGGUGCUCAUGAAGCGCUCCUGGGUGGAAGCUGAUUACUUUUGCCAGGCUCUUGGGGCUCAGCUGGCCAGUUUCCGCACCUAUGAGGAGCAAGUGUUUGUCAAGCAACUGCUCAGUACCAUGUUUGAAGGAACAGAGGGUCGCUGGCUGUGGGUUGGCUUUAAUAAAAGAGAUCCUGAACAUGCAGGAGCUUGGGAAUGGUCUGAUGGUUCUCCCGUGAUGACCUCCUUCAUCGAGGAUAAAAAUGACGAGGAUGAUAGGAGGGACUGUGCAGUGUACAGUGACCUGCCUAACAGCCUCAUGCCACGGCCAUGUGAAAGCCAACAUGAGUGGAUCUGUAAAGUAGCAAGAGGAGAUCAACUGAAAAAGCCCUACUGGUACACUGAGCAGAGUGAGCCGUGGGUGUUUUACCGUGGAGCUGAGUACCUGGUGGCCAAGCAGCCCUUUAACUGGGACGCCGUUUCUCUUGCCUGUCAGAUGAUGGGAGCUUACCUGCUGUCCAUUCACUCCAAAGAAGAGCUCAGCUUUGUUAAAGAGCGCUUGCGCCGGCUCUCUGUAGGACCCACUGACUGGUGGAUUGGUCUUUCCAUUGACCAGCAUGGAGAGGAGGUCAGGUGGAGUGAUAAGACAGAGGUCAACUUUGAUAACUGGGCACAAGGAAGUGAUGGCCACAAUGUCAAGAAAAAUGGGUUGUGUGUCACUAUGUCAUCGUCAACAGGGAAGUGGUCAGCCAAUAAAUGCAACGAUCUUUAUGGAUAUGUUUGUAAGAGAAAGACCGUCUCUGUAGUGGAGACUCCGAGGGAACCGCAUUACAUCGGUGGUUGUCCGGAGAAAUGGCUGUACUUUGGACACAAGUGUCUCCUGCUUCACCUCCCUGACACUUCAAGGGAGGGGAAGAGUUGGAACGACGCCCGUUCCAUCUGCUCCUCUUUCCAAGGCUCACUCGUGGCUAUAGAAGAUGAGAUUGAACAAGCAUACAUAACCAUGCUGCUUCAAGGCAUCUCAGUAGGUGUGUGGAUUGGUCUGUGGAAUCAAGACACCAUGAAAUGGACUAAUGGGCGGCCAGUCAGCUAUACCAACUGGUCUCCUGUUGAACCAAAGAGCUACCUCAAUGAGGAUGAGUUGCUCAUUAGCUCCAUCGAUGAACCUCUGUGCACCGUGCUGUCCAACAACCACAACGUUCACCUGACAGGGAAAUGGUAUGAUGAGAAGUGCAGUGAGGAUGGCUAUGGCUUUGUUUGCCAAAAACCUCAAGAUACAUCCAAACCCCCAGCCCACUCUUCUCGCCACCCUCUCCCCGACAGUGUUGAGUACAAAAGUCGCAGUUACAAGGUGGUUUCAGGCAACAUGAGCUGGUAUGAUGCCAUGCAUAUGUGCAUAGACAGUGAUUCGGACCUAGUGAGCAUCACAGAUGCCUACCACCAGGCUUUCCUUACGGUCCUUGUCAAUAGAUUAGGAGUCCCGCACUGGAUUGGACUGUACAGCCAAGAUAGUGGCAUCAACUAUCAGUGGUCAGAUAUCAGCGAUACGGUGUACACACACUGGGACGCGGCCGAAGAUGACGAAGAGACCGGAGAAUGCGUUUACAUGGACGUGAAUGGCGGGUGGCGACGAGCUGACUGUGAAACUCUUCUACCAGGAGCUUUGUGUCACAUUCCUCCGCCAAGAAAUAAGCCGUUUAUUUCCUAUGAGGCUGUGUGCCCCGCAACAUGGGUGAAAUUUGGAAGUGGCUGUUACAACUUUGAGCCUCUGGUGCAGAGACUGACUUUUGAGGAGGCGCGUGAGCACUGCAGACGAAAAGUCAACACUUCCGAUGUCUUGUCCAUCGAGAAUGAGGUCGAGAACCGCUUUGUCCUGGAGCAGCUGUGGUCUUCAGGGUUCCUUCACCAGAACAUGUGGUUGGGGCUUUACUUCAACAUUGACACCGAUUCUAUGGCUUGGGUGGACGGUUCACCUUUGGACUACAGCAGCUGGACCAACAAAGCUCCAGACUUGAAGACGCUGACGGCAGACACCUGUGUCACCACCCGGGCGGUUGACGGAAUCUGGCGCUUGUCAGGGUGCACCCAGCGCCUCGGCUUUGUGUGCAAAACUAUAUCAGAUGUAACUACUGAGGUGGAAGUGGAACCUAUCAGUGGACUACAUUACGGCGUCAUCCUUGCUGCUGUGGUGGUGGCCGUGUUGAUCUUCGCUCUGCUGGCAGGAGCGCUGUGCUUUGCUUAUAGAAGGAACGCUGCACAUUUCCGGGGGCUUCCUGCACUCGGUAGCGCCUAUUACCGACAAAGUGGCUCCCAAGCGGCAGAGUCUGAUGGUAAUGUGCUGAUCACAGAGCUGGACGAUCACACAGGAUAACGUGAAAGACUGACAUUGCCACAUUGCUUCAGACAGUGGUAGCAAACCUUUUAUGAUUCACUUUAAGAAAGCCAUUUGAGCAUUUUUUUCCAUUGGCGCACGUACUGUAGCUCUCGGUCCUCACUAGGAAGGGUAGAGUAGAAUGACUGUCUUACUAGUAUUUUCUUUCCAUUAUUAAUGCCAUUUUGGUUCAAUAAUACAUUGGCUUUCCACAGAUCUGAGCUUCCUAUAAGAAAACAAUACAUGCUUUCUGCCGACAGCCAGGAUCAAACCAGGUACCUUUAGAUCUUCAGUAUACCUCUCUCCCCUCUGAGCUAUUUCAGCUCAUGGGCAAUGUAUACUAUCUUCACCGAUUAACAUGACAAAAGGGGUAACUAGUUCCUGGGAAGCAAAUCAAGAUGAAAACUGUUUUGAGUUGGGUAUCAUGUGAGUACAGAUACUGUAAUGCUAUAGGUAAAAAAAUUACUUAAAUUCUUUUCACCCUAAAAACAAAUUAUAGUAAAAACGAAACUUUUUGGGCUUUGUACAUUUGAAUUAACAGUCCAAUUAGUGUUGUUGAAACUGUACUUGCAGUACAAGUAUUUUGUCAGUAUUACUAAUAUAGAUGUAAAUACAUGUUUUACUGAUUUUCUGCAUUAAAAUCUGUCAAACCUCAAACUGUAUAAGGUUAUGGGAAGCAUUAAUUCUAAUUUCCUUGAUAUCCUGCUUUCUCAUUGUAUAUUAUUACUCUAUUGACUUUUUUUUUUUAGUGGGGAGGCUAAAGAGCAUACCAGGAUAUAGAACUUAAAGGGAAGUCAACCCCAAAAUUUUCUUGGUAGUAAUAUUACGGCUCAGGUCAGAACUAAUCACAGCUCAGCUUCAGAAAACUGGUGAGCCGGAUACCAAGUAGAUAAAAACAGGUGGAUUUUGCUACGUAGUAACUCAUUCCACAAACGCAAUAUUAAUCAGAAUGCUGUGUUUUGACUGGUGGGGACACACACAACAUAAUGUAAAGAUUCUUCUGGGCUUGACUGCUCCUAUAAGCUGGAUAUUAAGGAUAUCGAAUAAAUGCUAACCAAACAGCUUUCAACGUAAGAUGACAGAUAACUGGAUGUGUUAUUUUUUGCAAAGCAAGUUAUAAGCUGUCAUUUGCACAGUUAUGUGUAAAUAUAUUUCAAUAAAUUCAAGGAGGUCCAACAAA